AUGACUUUUUUGAAGAAGAGCCAUUUGAGCGAUAAGAAAUCGACAUCCACCUCGUCCAAGGAUGUCACGGAAGGUAAUGUGAGAAAUGAAGGUCUCGUAGAACUUUUAAUAGAUGUCGAGUCCCCGCCAUGUGUACUGUACGGUCCCCCUAUGGAAUCCACAGGUACGCUACUGAGUGGACUCCUUAAAUUGAGAGUUCGACAUCCAGAUGAUGUGAUUGCAAACAGCGAACCACUGACACCAGUUAGCUCGCAUGGGCAUAAGAAAAAGAGUGUGCAUAGUUUGAACAGUCUCUCCCAAACUCUUUCGAGUCUGUCUAUCAAGAACUCAUCAGCGAGCCCAUCAGCAUCGCCCAAGCUCCCAAGGACACCGCCAUCUUUUAAAUAUUCAGAAAUCGCAGUCCAAGGUGUCUCGUUGUCACUAAUACAGAGAGUCCAGUAUGCUAAGCCAUUUGUUGCAGAACUAUCUGCGGUUCAGUCGUGCAAGGAUUGCUGCUCCAAAGUUACAGAGCUCGCAAGAUGGGACGUUGUUGUCAAGGAAACUAAAAUUCCAAUCGGCGAUCAUGUUUACCCGUUUUCCCAUUUAAUCCCGGGAUCAGUACCGGUUACUGUAUCUCUGGGCUCUGACUCUAAAACAGAAGUAAAAUACGAACUAGUUGCCGAAGCUACCUACAAGCCAGUGAUUGGCAAGGACAACAAUGUAAAUUCUAAGAAUAGAGCAAUUUUGAGGCUCCCAGUGCCUAUAACAAGAAGUAUACUGCGGGGUCCGGACAGAAACUCCAUGAGAAUUUUUCCACCAACAGAUUUGGUUGUCACAGCUGUUCUCCCCAAUAUCAUCUAUCCCAAAUCAACUUUCCCAUUAGAGCUGAAGCUGGAUGGUAUCUCCUCCGAGGGAAGAAGAUGGAGAAUGCGUCGCCUAAAUUGGAAACUCGAGGAGAGGGGACGUGUGCGACUCAAUACUUGCAAUGUCCACAAGUCGAAACUUAAGUCAUUGGAGAAGGACGUUGCUGCCUCUCAGACUCGCAAGAAUUCCGCGAAAGGCAAGCCUUCAAAGAGGACACAUGACGCAGCUCCUCAAGUAACAACCUCGGUAUGCACGCUUGAAGAAGCUUUUUCGAUUACUCGCGCACCUGAGGAUGCUAAUGUCCCACAGAAUGCGGCUACAAAUGAAGAGGAGAGUACCAAUGAUGCAAACAGUUUGGUUCACCCUAGUGACGAUGCUAUGCGUCAAGAAAUCCUUGCUGAGCAAGAGCGAAUGCGCAAUGAAAUAGUACAACAAGACCUAUCUCAAGAAACUGCCCUUUUCACUGAAGAGGUGCGCACUAUAGCUCAUGGAGAGGUCAAAAGCGGCUGGAAGAGUGACUUUAGUGGUCAAGGCAAGGUUGAGAUGGUGACAGAGCUUAAUUGUAUGGGCCUCAACUCUGGGGUUAGUAACCCUGUAACAAGAGGUUCCAGUCUUCAUUCGAUGGCCGAUCAUUCUAAGCAACCUGUAACUGUUGCAUGUGAUGUUGAAGACUCGCAUCUGGGCAUUUAUGUCCAACAUCUCCUUAUACUGGAAGUUAUUGUUGCUGAAGAGAUGCUGCAAUAUGCUAAUGGACAACCUUUACAUCCUGGUCAUGGUACGGGAUCUAACUCUAGUGGACUUACGCCCACUGCUAGCUCUGAUCAAAGAUUAGCAGAGGUUUCUCCUAUUCUUGCUGCACGCAAUACACAGUCGAUUCCCACAGAUUCACAAAAUGACGACAACCUAACGCCUGUCGUAUCCCAAGGCAACAGUAAGGUUUCUGCUGCUCAGCGUAUAGUCGGGUUACCUACUGGUGCCGCUCGAGUCCUGAGGAUGCAGUUUAGGCAGGUCAUUACAGAAAGGUCUGGACUCGGCAUUUCAUGGGAUGAUGAAGUUCCACCCACGUACCAAGAUAUUCGGUUAUUAUCACCUCCCAGCUACUCCAAAGCAAUGAGUAAAAAGGACACUUCUCUAACUCAGGCAGCCAAAACUGAUAAUCUGGACGACCUUGAAGAUCGAAUCGAUCGGGUUGACCUUCAAAUGCCUCUACCUCCCCCACAAGCUCACUCGCACGGUGACUCCGAUCAGCAUUUAACGCCUGCCCAAUCGCCUCUUCUGAACCAUAUUGUUAGCAUACAAGGAAACGCUGGGCCAUCUCACGUUCUUACCCCCAUGAACACACAAGAGAUUCGCAUGCCGGCUUUAUCAGAAUUACUGGACACCGAUAGGAUAACUCAGUAG
Lachancea dasiensis is the source of this 2244-nucleotide messenger RNA. The record is from the annotation of a GenBank genome assembly. NCBI's taxonomy places the organism in Eukaryota, Fungi, Ascomycota, Saccharomycetes, Saccharomycetales, Saccharomycetaceae.